GUCCUGACAAAUGCAGUGCCCUGUACUCGCGGCAUCCAAUGGCCUGAAUCCCUCUGCAAUCUCACUCCGCCACGCUCGGACACUGUGUAAACGGGCCAAGCAGGAUCCCCCGGCGCCGCUUCUUGUCCAACCGCCCCCAUGGGGACCCGGGACCAGUGAGGCACUAGCUUUGCGCUACCCUUGUCCAUAGUGCUGGACCCGCGCCUUUUUGACACGGUGGGUAAGUGCAGUGAGUAUAUAGAGACCCUGGGCACCCCCCAGGCAAAGUGCUUGAGCGUGCACCACAAGACUCCCGUCCUUCUCCAACACCAUCAAGCAUCAUGGUCGCUGAGAAGAACUCCGUAACGGGCCAUGAGGUCGUUGACCCUGCCCUCCGCUCUGAUAACGAGAAGUCGGCCGCCUUCGGUGCCGCAUCUGACGCCAGCUCCAACGCUGUUGGUGAAUACGAUGACCUCCCCGACCCAGAUGUUGGCAAGAGCGACGAGGAGCGAGCCAAGCUUGACCGAGCUCUCGUGUGGAAGAUGGACAAAUGGCUGAUUCCAUGGCUGUCCCUGCUCUACCUCUUGUCCUUCUUGGACCGCACAAACAUCGGUAACGCCCGUGUUGCGAAGAUGGAGCCCGAUCUGAAAAUGGGUGGUCGCGACUAUAACAACGCGCUCACCAUCUUCUUCAUCUCCUACGCUGGUUUCGAGCCUCUGACCAACAUCCUGAUCAAGAAGUGGUCUCCCCGCGUCUUCUUCACUGCCAUCAUCCUCGCAUGGGGCGUCAUCAUGACCCUCAUGGGUGUCGUUCACAACAAGGCCGGUCUCCUCGCCUGCCGUUGGUUCCUCGGUAUCGCCGAAGCCGGUCUCUUUCCAGGAGUCAACUACUAUCUUUCGUGUUGGUACAAGCGCACAGAGCUCGGUCUCCGUGCUGCUCUCUUCUUCUCCGCCGCUGCGCUUGCCGGUUCUUUCGGUGGUCUCCUCGCCGCUGCCAUCACCAACAUGCACGGCAUUGGUGGCUACCAGGGAUGGCGCUGGAUCUUCAUCAUCGAGGGUCUUAUGACCGUCGCCGUUGGUGUUGUUUGCUGGUGGAUGACUUUCGACUUCCCCGAUACCGCCUCUUUCCUCAGCGCCGACGAGAAGCUUCGUGCUAUGCGCCGUCUCCGCGCUGAUGGCCAGGCAAAGGCCACAGUUGGCCACAUCGAUCGCCGCCACGUCUUCGCUGCGCUCAAGGACUGGAAGACCUGGGGUUACGCCGUCAUCUACAUGGGCUGCCUCUGCCCGCUGUACUGUUUCUCUCUCUUCCUCCCCACCAUUCUCCUCGGCAUGGGUUACAGUGGUACUAAGGCUCAGCUUAUGUCCGUUCCUCCGUAUGCCGUUGCCGCCGCCAUGACUGUUGUCGUUGGUUUUGUCGCAGAUCGCACCAAGUGGCGUGGCUACUGCAACAUGGUUAUCUCGUUGAUCGGCUGCAUCGGAUUCGCUAUGCUCCUCGCCACCGACAACGUGCACGUCCAGUACGCCGGUACCUUCCUCGGUGCCGUCGGAAUCUACCCCACCGUUUCCAACACGCUGACAUGGGCGUCCAACAACGUCGAAGGCUCGCUGAAGCGUGGUGUUAUGGUUGGUGUUGUUGUUGGCUGGGGUAACAUGAACGGUGUCGUCUCGUCCAACAUCUACUCCCAGAAGGAGAGGCCAAGGUACUGGACCGGUCACGGUAUUGUGCUCGCAUACCAGUUCCUUUUCCUCUUCGGGGGAACAGUCUUCAUGCACUUCAUGCUCAAGCGCGAGAACAGGCUGCGCAAGGAGGGCAAGCGCGAUCACUGGAUGCACGGCAAGACCCAGGAGGAGAUUGAGCUUAUGGGUGACGAGCGCCCCGACUUCUUUUACACCACUUAAGUGUGUGUGUUCAGAUCCGUUUGCGUUUGUAACCCAUGUCUCAUUCUCUAUACGAGAGGAGAUGAAUAAUUUGCAUACGCAUAGCCU
This is a messenger RNA of Boeremia exigua, 1964 nucleotides long. RefSeq names its product major facilitator superfamily domain-containing protein. Gene Ontology annotation, cellular component: membrane. The transcript has 3 exons. Bases 321 to 1877 code for a protein of 518 amino acids. Gene Ontology annotation, biological process: transmembrane transport. The record is from RefSeq and is a predicted model, not a curated record. Lineage: Eukaryota; Fungi; Ascomycota; Dothideomycetes; Pleosporales; Didymellaceae. Gene Ontology annotation, molecular function: transmembrane transporter activity.